This is a messenger RNA of Rhopalosiphum padi (bird cherry-oat aphid), 1807 nucleotides long. RefSeq lists its product as uncharacterized. The record is from RefSeq and is a predicted model, not a curated record. Lineage: Eukaryota; Metazoa; Arthropoda; Insecta; Hemiptera; Aphididae. The transcript is spliced from 8 exons. Bases 97 to 1212 code for a protein of 371 amino acids.
UUGUUGGUUGCAGUGAUUCGACCAUUUUAAUACUUACAUUUUAGUUUAAUGCAUUUUAUAUUGUAACUAAACUAGCGACAGUUUUAAAAUAUUAAAAUGAGUAUUUUUAUAUUACUUAUGUUUUUUGUCCUAGAACUUCUAUGGAUUCCAAUCAAUGCAGAUGAUUUUCCAACACUUGGAAUAUCACCAUGUGUAUAUUCAGGUAGUUAUGAUGAAAGUGGAGCUUACGGUUAUGUUUUACCAAUGCCGGUUUCAUCUCUACCAAUGGAGUGCACAUCCUUUAUUUAUGAUGGAAUAAUAUAUGAUAACAGUUCAGAUAUUAAUCCUCCUCCUGCUAGUUUAAAAAUUAUGAACGCUUUUAAAGCAUCUGGCAAAAGAUUUUUUUUAAUUUAUACUCAUGGAUCCUUAACACAAUGGAUGUCAUCAUUAGAUUCUAGUGUUGAUAUUGAAACAGAAGCAUUAUCAUCAUUUAUAAAAGAUAGUGCUGCGUCAGGUAUAAUACUGAAGGAUUUAGAUUAUAAUUAUGAUGCUAAUUUAUCAUAUCACGUUGACACAAACUUCUACAGUAAUUUAAAUAAAACCAUUCUUUGUAUGAAACAAUCUAUUAUCGGUUUAAAAAUUGGAAUAUAUGUUAAUGCGAGUAAUAUUAUAUAUCAUUAUAGUAAUGCAUCGUCUCAAGAUUUCUUUGAUUUUACUGUAUUAAAUGAUGCUGUGGACUUUUAUAUAAUUGAAUUUGAUGGUUUCAAUGAGUGCAAUGAUCAAUUUAGAGGCGGAAUUGUUCCUCUAUGUGGUCCUAAGUCUUUGGUAACGUUUGCAGAAGCUUUUCAAUGUUCAACGAUUGCAAAGAAUAAAAUUUAUCUUGAAUUUUCAGCUAAUCCUACUCCUGAUAUUACUGAAAAUAAUUUGCCAUUAUGUGGAAUGUCAUAUCAAAAACUUUGUGAAGACAGUAAGAGCCUAAAAAUGUGGUGUGCUGAUAAUUCAGAUUCAUUAUAUUACAAAGGACAAUUUGCUAAAGUAACAAUAAAUGCGCAAGGAAUCGUAGUAAAGUAUAUCGAUACAAUUGAUCCCGCUGGAUCCUGCAAUUGUGAUUAUAAAAAUCAAUUUAUAACAUUUCAAAUGUUGUUACGUGGUUUUAAAAACGUAGAUAAUAUUAAGGAUUGUACAUCAAUAAAUGAUUUUACAAAGGUUAAAUGCUCGGAUGAUGGAAAUUAGGAUUCUGGAAACUGUGUUACUAAUUUUUUUCAUAAUUUGUUUUAAAUGGUUAAAUGUUUAUCAUAAUUUUUAUAUUAUGCUUAUCAAGGGUAAUUUAUUUUAAGUACAUUAUGAAUAAUUAUAACACAUUAUAUUAAAAAUUUGCGUUUUUAUGUAAUUAUAUAGCUGUGUGAAAUUAUUUUUUCUAUUGAUCUUAUGUAUUUAAUAUUAUAUUCACUGAUAACAUAAAUUUACAAUAUUUAUUUUUUUAAAUGUGUUUUAAGAAAAAUUACAAUUUAAUUUUUUAAUUUUUAAGACUCACAAAUUAAAAGAAAUACAAAAACAUAUACAAUUAUUUAAAAAAAAUUAAAAUGCUAGUCUUUACAUUUUGAAAAAACGAUCCAUGAGAGUCAAAAAAGAAGUCAUUAUAGUAGUAUACUAGUACGUAUUUAAAAAACGGAAAACUAAAGAAAAAAUAUGGUCGCCGUUAUUUAAGACUCAGACGGCAUCCACGGUCGCGCCCAUACCUAGCCGAUUUAAAUAAUGUUAAAGUUAAAGUUCUUAAGUAAUUUAAGUUGAUACAAAUACACGUAUGUAAAACUUUCUCAAACUAUAA